ACACUUCCCUUUUGAUGCGACGUCCUAGAAAAAACCCUCGGCCUUACCACUGGGCCCCGAAAAGAAGAAGUUUUUUCUCUCGACCCUCUCUUCUUCAUCCUCUGGUUAAUUCGCCACAUCGAUCUUCAUGGUGAUGUUGUAGAUCUCUCUCGUUGACGAAACCCGGUUUCCCAGUUCGUGCAUUGGAUCUCGAGGCCAAGCUUCCACCAGCAACGCUCGGCAGGUCUUGGUUUUGGUUGGGUCGUGUGAUAUUUUCGCCGAUCUAAGAUUGGUGAACGAGCUGCUCUGUUAUUGUCGAGAUGUCGACGUAUGACGAAGUUCUGAAGGCGGUCUUUCCUUUUCUGGAUGGCACAGACCUGGCUUCUUGUAUGGUUGUGUGUAAGCAGUGGAGAGAGAUAGCCAGAGAUGAUUACUUUUGGAAGUGCCUAUGUGCCAGAAGAUGGCCUUCGAUUUGCAAACGACCAAACUCCUUUAGGGUAACCUACUACGAACUAUAUCAAACAUUCCACAAACGCCAGCAACGGAAAGCACUUCUUCCCCCGCGACUUUGCUUCGAGUACUUGGAAUUCUUUAUUGACAUAUGGACUGAGGAUAAAUUGAUCUUCUCAGAAGUGGUCCCAGGCCCUACCCUUGAGGCCGGAAUAAAGAACCCACCUUCCGGAGUGAGUGAAGGGAUUAGGCUUCACCUAGAGUGUCCUCAGUACAAGUUGACAAUACCUGUAGAUCCGAGAUUCACUGUGGCUUUCAGCCAAAACCUGACUGUUUCGGUGCUCGUAAGACGCAAGGAUUCUAAUAGAGUUGCUUGCAUCAUCAAUAAGUCAACUUUUGGCUAUACAGAUCGAACAUCAAAUAGGUUCAUGGCAUUUGAAUACCUCGACUUUUCUCCUCUCUAUCCUUUCAUUUCUAAUACUCGAGCAUGGAUUUCUUUGCUUUUUAUGGACAAGGAUCAAAAUGAGGGUGUCAUUGAUGUUUUUGGUAUCGAAGUGGACUUCUGUGAUGCUGCAAACUCCAAGGAAGAGGUACUCUGGCUAAUAGACAUGCUUGAUUGGAAAUAAGGGACCGAUGCAUUGAAAGCAGAAUAGUGGCUAAACUUGUUCAUUAAUAUGUAUUUCUGUAUACCAGCAAGUAUUUAGUGGCUGCACCUGGUACUGAGUACAAGGUAUAUUUAUGGGAUUUGCCUUCUGUCAAUGCUACAGUUAGCUGGACUGAUGGGGACUUCAUGUCAUCUGUUGUAGAUAGUCUCUGUCCAAUUUCAAUAAAAAUGUACAUCUGUCAAUGUCAACUUUCGAA
This is a messenger RNA of Syzygium oleosum, 1290 nucleotides long. Its product is annotated as F-box protein At5g39250. The transcript is spliced from 2 exons. Bases 300 to 1055 code for a protein of 251 amino acids. Gene Ontology annotation, molecular function: protein binding. The record is from RefSeq and is a predicted model, not a curated record. NCBI's taxonomy places the organism in Eukaryota, Viridiplantae, Streptophyta, Magnoliopsida, Myrtales, Myrtaceae.